AUGUUCCCGAAGCAGCACCCGGCCAGCUUGCUCGGGGCCGGCUGGCAGCGGACCGGGCCGGGCCACGAGCUGGAGGCCAGGUCGACAGCCACCACCACCACACUGCUGCCCACGACCUCGACGGUGGUGGACUGCAGCUGCCCGGCGCCUGUGGCGCGAGUGCCGGCCGCGCCGCAGCCGCUGCGGGUGGUCGGAGGCGGGCGGACGGCCACGGUGGAGGUCCCGCUCGCCGCGCUGGCUGCAGCGGGCGCGGCGCUGCUCGGCGAGGAUCGCCCACGAGCCGAUCGGCGAAGCCAGGAUCCGCGUGGCGUGAUGGCGGCGCCGCUGCCAGACGCGGCCCCUGGAUUGCGGAUUUUGGUGCAGUACGAGGAAGAAGAUGCGGGUUGGACUCACGAGAGACUGCUGCUGUGGCCGAGUGCUGCCGAUGGCUCGGAGUGGAUGGUGUACACGGCGGGGAACGACUUGUAUGCAGAGGCCUGGAAGGACUAUCGCUCCGCAGUGACGUGGGCGGGCAGGAGGCGUUUCCCACCUGGCGUUCGGAACGUUGUCACGUUCAGCAGGCCUCUGCUCGACGCCGAGAUGAUCAGCCUCCUGAGGCGCGCUCGGGGCGAGGUCGUGCUGGAGCAUGGCAGCGAUGCCGCGGGCUGGUGGACGCAGGACGCAGUUGACUGGAACGGUGGGCGGCUGGCCGCGCUUCCCGCGACGGCGGUGCUGCGAGUGCGGCUGCGGACGCGGGGCAAGCAUUCGGCGGCCCAGACCGAGUCCGCCGCCUGA
This is a messenger RNA of Prorocentrum cordatum, 774 nucleotides long. Lineage: Eukaryota; Dinophyceae; Prorocentrales; Prorocentraceae. The record is from the annotation of a GenBank genome assembly.